Molecule: messenger RNA, 2229 nt
Organism: Aspergillus luchuensis
Lineage: Eukaryota; Fungi; Ascomycota; Eurotiomycetes; Eurotiales; Aspergillaceae
Product: DnaJ and TPR domain protein
Exons: 3
Coding region: 1-2229 (742 amino acids)
Molecular function (GO): protein binding
Source: RefSeq, a predicted model, not a curated record
AUGGGGCUCCCGCAUCUUUUCUCUCGUCACAAAUCUUCUUCCUCCAAAUCCUCUUCUUCCAAGUCUAAAUCUACUCCGACAACGACUGCUUCUGCUCCUGUUCCUCCUACUCCUCCCACUCGCUCGAUUCCUGCUUCUUCCCCCCCUCCGUCUUCCUCUCCUCUCCCCCCUCCUCCUUAUUCUUCUUCAUAUUCAGCGAGUUCCCCUCUUCCCCCACGUCCAUCCGCAAGAGUCAAGACCGACGACUCAUUCCCGACUCGACCUCCGCCCCCUCCUCACCGGGCAAAGACCGUUCAUUCGGCUCCCUCUCGCCACCCCCAUCCUCCUCCUACGCCGCCGCUUCACCAUCCGCAGUCGUUUCCUACUCCGACUCAACGUCCUUCCAUUCCUCGAAAACCUACUCGUCCGGCGCACAGUCGUUCCACCUCCACUCCCUCCAAAUCAGCCUCGGUCCGGUCGAAACCCUCGUCCGUCCCCCGGUCCGCGUCGUCGCUGUCUGCCGUUCAUUAUCGGUACUCGCACGACCCUAACUUUCACCCGCUCAACCUUCAUCCCGACGAACUACGUCGUCUUUCCGCUAUGGCUGCCGCUCGUGAUGAUAUGCGAAGCUCGAUGGACGUCGAUACCAACGAUCCCCGCCUCGGUUCCCCUUCUGCCACCAACGGUGUGAAUGGUACUCACACGGAGAAGAGUCCCACCCCGCCCCCUCACCGGUCUAAUGGAAACACCGCUGAGGCCGACUCCUUCAAGCUGGCUGGAAACAAAUUCUUCAAGGAUGGCAACUAUGCCCGCGCCAUUGAGGAAUUCAACAAGGCUCUCGAGAUUAGCCCCAACUCGUCCGUCUACCUGUCCAACCGGGCUGCAGCAUACAUGGCGGCCAACCAAUACCUGGCUGCUCUGGAGGACUGCGAACGGGCCCGCGAGCUCGACCCCACCAACACUAAGAUCAUGUACCGCUUGGCCCGUAUCCUGACCGCUUUGGGCCGUCCGACGGAGGCUCUUGACGUGCUGUCUCGUAUUGAGCCCCCGGCCUCCGCUACUGACCGUGCGGCCGCAGAGAAGAUGCUCCGCUUUGUCAGCCAGGCGGAGGAGGCUCUCUCGCAGGACCGUGGUGUCUCGAUGGUGCUGUUCUGCCUCGACCAGGCUCGUCAGCUCCUCGGACAAGGUGUCAAGGAGCCCCGCAAGUGGACACUGAUGACUGCAGAGGCCCAGUUGAAGAUGGGCAAUGACAACUCGUACGGCAAGGCACAGGACAUUGCUAUUAGCAUGCUCCGGGUGAACAGCCAGGACCCUGAUGCGCUGAUGAUCCGCGCCCGGGCCUUCUAUGGUAUGGGUGACACGGACCAGGCGCUGAAGCUGCUGAAGAUGUGCCUGGGUCUGGAUCCGGAUAUGAAGGCGGCGAUCAAGCUGCUGCGGACCGUGCAGAAGCUGGUGCGCACCAAGGAAGAGGGUAACACAGCCUUCAAGGCCAGGGACUACCGUCGCGCCAUCGACCUGUGGGGUGAGGCGCUGACCGUCGACCCGAAGAACAAGGACCAGAACGCCAAGAUUCUGCAGAACCGGGCGCAGGCCUACAUCAACCUGAAGGAGUACGACAACGCAGUGGCAGACUGCAACGAGGCCCUGCGGCUGGACCCCGGGUACCUCAAGGCGCAGAAGAUGCGCGCCAAGGCGCACGGCGGUGCCGGCAACUGGGAAGAAGCUGUGCGUGACUACAAGGCGGUGGCAGAGUCGAACCCGACCGAGAAGGGCAUCCAAGAGGAGAUCCGAAAGGCCGAGUUUGAGCUGAAGAAGGCGCAGCGCAAGGAUUACUACAAGAUCCUCGGAGUGUCCAAGGACGCGGGCGAACAAGAGAUCAAGAAGGCGUACCGCAAGAUGGCGAUCCAGUACCACCCGGACAAGAACCGGGACGGUGAUGCUGGUGACGAGAAGUUCAAGGAGAUUGGUGAGGCGUACGAGACUUUGAGUGAUCCUCAGAAACGUGCUGCCUACGACAACGGCGACGACCUGAUGGACCCCGCUGAUAUGUUCUCGCACGGCGGCUUCGGCGGCAUGGGAGGCAUGGGCGGAAUGGGCGGUAUGGGAGGAAUGGGAGGCAUGGGUGGUAUGGGAGGAACCCAUAUCAACAUCGAUCCCAGCGUGCUGUUCAACAUGAUGAACGGCGGCGGCGGUGGCUUUGCGCACGCAGGAGGACAGCGCGGAGGAUUCCCCGGCGGAUUUCCCUUUUAG